Messenger RNA from Miscanthus lutarioriparius, 843 nucleotides. The record is from the annotation of a GenBank genome assembly. Lineage: Eukaryota; Viridiplantae; Streptophyta; Magnoliopsida; Poales; Poaceae.
AUGGAGAUGGUUGCCACGUGUCCAGUGAGUCAAUCUCUUCCUCCGUGUUUUCUCCACGCGAGGAGGAGACAAGAAGCAAGAUUCGUUUUCGUCACCAGCGGAACAGCAGAGUGCAUCGGCUGCAGAGCUCCAACCCAGGCGCCAGACACCCGGAAGCGGAAGCGAGUCCGGUCCGAGAAGCUUCCAGAUUUCCUCGCGAAGCCCCGCCAUGUCGCCAAUCAAGAGAUAAACCCAAUGGGACAAGUUCCAGCAAUAGUCGAUGGAAGGUUUAAACUUUUUGAAAGUCAUGCCAUUUUGAGGUAUCUUGCGUCGUUCUUCCCCGGAGUUGCAGAUCACUGGUAUCCAGCUGACUUGUUUACCAGAGCCAAAAUUGAAUCAAUCUUGGAUUGGCAUCACUCAAAUUUGCGUCUUGGUGCAGGAACCUUUGUAUACUACACUGCAUUGGCACCUUUUCUUGGCCUUAGGCCACGUCCAGAUGCUACAAAACGUGCAGAAAAAGUGCUGAUGCAAUCCCUGGCAAGGAUUGAAUCCAUAUGGCUGAAAGGUGACGCCAAGUUUUUACUGGGUAGUCCCCAGCCAUCAAUCGCAGAUCUAAGCCUUGUUUGUGAGAUAAUGCAAUUGGAGGCUCUUGGUGAUGAUAUGCGGAACAAAUUUCUGGGAGGUCAUGAGAGGAUCCUCACUUGGAUCGACAAUGUGAGGAAAGCCACAAGUCCUCACUUUGACGAAGCCCACAUGUUCCUCUUCGAAGUGAAGGCACAAAUGCAAAGCAAGGCCGCUGCUGCAGCAGCAAAACAGGGUGGUUCUGAGGCAAGCUCAAAGCUCAAAUUCGCAUCGAAGCUUUGA